UAAUAGCGGGAGGCCGGGUACUACUGUACGGCUGCUCUGCCUCUUCAGCCCUAUAAUAUACGACAAGCGCGACGCGCUUAGAAGUUGAACUGCAACAUUAAAUCUAAAUCGUUAGUAAGCACGUAUUUAUUGACUCACUGAUCGUUAUUUGCGACGCUAUUGAUUCUACCUGUUUCAAUUAUACCUUGUUGCAAAGUGCCGCUAUGUCAUCCCCCCCGACUCUCAGGUGCUCGAUGCCGGCUGUGGUGUCGGCCACGUAGCGUUGCGCAUGGCGAGGACCCAUAGACUACGCGUCGAUGCUAUUGAUGUCGUGGACAAUCACGUUGCCAAAGCCCAACGAAAUGUCGAGUGCUCGGGCUUACCAAAAGGCUCAGUUAGAGUGGGCAAGAUGAAUUAUCACAAUUUAAAUACAUUUGCCGCGGAUUCUUUCGAUGGUGUUUACACCAUGGAGAUCUUUGUACAUGCUACCAACCCUAAGGCUAUCCUAGCCGGCUUUUACCGCAUUCUGCGCCCCGGCAGCCGUCUUGUACAGUUCGAAUACGACCAUAAUUCCCUUGAUAGCGCACCCUGUGAUAUUGCCGAUUCAAUAGUGAAAGUAAACAAGUAUGCUGCCAUGCCCACCAACGCUAUAUCACACCCUAGGGUGUUCGGGCAGAUGCUAGAAGAUGCAGGCUUUGAAAAUAUUGUUAUCCAUGAUUUUUCUGAUAAUAUUCGCCCUAUGACACGGGUGUUUUUCCUUCUUGCUAUCAUUCCAUAUUUCUUUAUUCGCGUGUUAAAGCUUGAACGCUACUUUGUCAAUACAGUUGCAGGGGUGCAGUCUUACAAAGGUCGUAGUCGCUGGCAUUAUGUAGCUAUUUCAGCCACAAAGCCUGGCGAUCCAAUCGAAGGGUUAGUCCAAAUGGUAUUAUCACUAUUCUUCAUUGGUACUUUGCUGGUUAUAGCUUCAUCUGACUGCUUCUAG
Daldinia loculata is the source of this 961-nucleotide messenger RNA. RefSeq names its product S-adenosyl-L-methionine-dependent methyltransferase. Gene Ontology annotation, cellular component: endoplasmic reticulum. The transcript has a single exon. NCBI's taxonomy places the organism in Eukaryota, Fungi, Ascomycota, Sordariomycetes, Xylariales, Hypoxylaceae. The record is from RefSeq and is a predicted model, not a curated record. Gene Ontology annotation, molecular function: sterol 24-C-methyltransferase activity. Gene Ontology annotation, biological process: ergosterol biosynthetic process. The coding region runs from base 269 to 961 and encodes 230 amino acids.